Molecule: messenger RNA, 4293 nt
Organism: Lingula anatina
Lineage: Eukaryota; Metazoa; Brachiopoda; Lingulata; Lingulida; Lingulidae
Biological process (GO): actomyosin structure organization
Cellular component (GO): cytoskeleton
Molecular function (GO): cytoskeletal protein binding
Source: RefSeq, a predicted model, not a curated record
GUCAUGCGAUCAACAAGUGCGCAGGUGCAGAGUAAGAGAAUUUUUACCGUUCACACACAACACACGAUGGAGCGGGGGUCUUAAGAUUUUAACAUUAAAACUACGACUUUUAAUUUAUAUCAAUUACCUAGCAUGCUUGGGGAUUUACAUUGGAUUAUUUUAGCGAGCUGACCAAGGGAAAUCGCGAACCAAAAUGUCUAGACUUAUACGGUUUUUGAGCCGAAGACGAACGGGUCGCGGGAUUCAGAAAGUUGGGGAUGGAAAGCCAAGAAAGGGAUGCAUCAAUUGCAAAAUAAUCCUACUGGAUGGAACGGAUAUCAGCAUAGACAUAGACAAAAAAGCCUUAGGCCAAGAACUUUUAGAACGUGUUUACUACAAUUUAGAUCUGAUAGAAAAAGACUACUUCGGUCUGCAAUAUUCAGACGCGGCUGGAAUAAAUCAUUGGUUAGACCCAACAAAAAGUAUAAAGAAACAAGUCCAAAUUGGGCCACCCUACACACUCCGGUUACGAGUGAAAUUUUACUCAUCAGAACCAAAUAAUUUACAUGAAGAACUCACAAGGUAUCAGUUUUUCCUUCAGUUGAAGCUAGAUCUUCUAAAUGGGAGGCUGGAAUGUCCAUACGAGACCGUGAUAGAACUAGCAGCAUACGCACUACAGUCUGAGUUGGGUGAUUUCGAUGAAGAAGAACACACACCAGGGUUCAUCUCUGAAUUCCGCUUCGUGGAAAAUCAGACGGAAGAGAUGGAGAUGGAAAUAGUAGAAAUGUAUAAGACUUGCAAAGGCCAAACUCCUGCCCAAGCUGAGUUGAACUUUUUAAACAAAGUCAAGUGGCUGGAAAUGUACGGUGUGGAUAUGCAUACAGUACUGGGUAAAGAUGGAAUGGAGUAUACGCUUGGCCUGACACCUACAGGGAUUUUAGUUUUUGAGGGAUCACAAAAAAUUGGGCUCUUUUUCUGGCCCAAAAUCACCAAGCUUGAUUUCAAAAAGAAGAAACUCACCUUGGUGGUUGUUGAAGAUGACGAUGAGGGCAAGGAACAAGAGCACACAUUCGUCUUUCGUUUGCUUCAUCACAAAGCGUGCAAGCACCUUUGGAAAUGUGCAGUGGAGCAUCAUGCAUUCUUUCGCCUACGUGCUGUCAAACAGCCAACGGGCCGACAGAGCUUUUUCAGGAUGGGAUCCAGAUUUAGAUAUAGUGGCAGAACAGAGUUCCAAACAGCGACAAUGAACAGGUCACGACGCUCGGUGAGGUUUGAACGAAAACCGAGCAAACGAUUCUCCAGAAGGCCAACAUUUGAAAAACGAGAGCGAGAAAAAGCAGCAGAGAGGCAGAAAGCACGCGAGGAAAGCAGAAAGAGGGCGCUGGCUGCAGUUGGAGCCAGGGCAGAGGCGGCAAACGCAGAAGGAGGAGAAACCACGCCAGCCACCACUCCCACAACGCCCAUGGCAAAGACCGAAGUCCCCAACGGUUCUCCAGGUGCCACAGCGAGCGUUUCCUCCCCAAUCGAGCGAUUGGAUAACUUGAUUAAAGCGCCCACUGCCAAGGAGAGGCCUAAAUCUGCCUCUUCUACAGGUUCACAGGGAGCGACGCAGAGUAAAACUACACCACCCAAAGAGAAGGAAACGGUUUCACUCCUUGAGGCGUCGGAGGCUGCAGCAGCCAGGCUAAAAGGACUGGACAGCACUGCCCCUGUGCUGCAGAAGAAAGAGAACAAGGACGUCAACACGUUCAGGAACAACCAGUUGAAGUUUGUCAGUGGCGCAGCGUCCAUUCCUCCCGACCAGAUGAAGUCCAAUAUACUGAAAGCCAAAGCUGAGGAAGAGAAGAAGAAAGCUGCAUCUGUUUCCUCAAACCCAGAAAAAGAUGAGAAGGAAUCUGAAUCGGAAGAAGAAGAAGAGACAGAGCCAGAAAGUGAAGGAGAGGAGAACACGUACACCGAAGAUGACAUUGAUGCCAUUAUGAAUUCCUUGAAUGGUUCGCAUACGGUAGCGCACGACAGGUCGUCAACCACUGAAGAUACUUUCCAUUUGUUGAAAACUCCUGGUGCUUAUGAGAAUGGUAAAAUGCGUGCUUGGAUAUAUCGCAGCUCGGAGAGCCCAACGCGUCUCAGCAGCACUGGUGGAAGUGAUGCCAGUGCCAGGUCCACACCGUCGCCUGUGACAAAGACGUCACCCAUCACAAAGACGUCGCCCAUCACAAAGUCGCCUGUAUCCAAAACAAGCCCAACACCUGUGGUGGCUAUGCAAGGCAAGAACACAAGCAAAGGAACAAAACCUGCUGUUGUCCCACGGGGUACAAAGUCUGCUAAGACCCCCGCUGCUUCUUCCUCCUCCUCCUCCUCCUCCCCCUCCGCCCGUGUGGCAUCCCCCACUUCCCCUAACAACGAGCAGGGUGACCUUGCUUUGAGUUUGAGUGCUAGUCCACCUACUGUUCGUGACACCGAAAUGUCACUGGAUGACAUCUUGAAAAACAUAACCUCCAUUUUUGGCACUGCGGCCCCAGAUGCAAGCACCUCUGUCGCUUCCUCUGUCAGUACUAACCCUUUCUUAGACUCUAGAGCCUCUCCUCUGACUAAACACAUGACAACUACAACUACAGCUCCUUCAGCCUCUGUCUCUCCUCCUACCAAGCAUGCAACCAAGUCCAAGAAUCCCUUCUUUAAGAGCUCGGAGAAUGUUAACAGUAACUCCCCCGUCAGUCAGCCUGACAGCCCUGUCACCUUCGUCAUCACACCCAGCAACCCUUUCUACCAGCUUGCUUCUUCAACUGAUGAUUUGGCAUCCUCAACCGAGGCGACUUCAGAUAAAGAUGCUGCUGCUGUUGCUGCUACUAAUGCCACUGAUGUUGCCACUAAUGCUAACGCCAUUGCCCCGCCUGUUCCUCCACCCAAACCAACUUCUCCCAAACCCGCUGCUCCUAAGCCUGGUGCCUUGAAAGCUGCACGUAUGAAAGCUUUGAAUAAGAGCAACCAAGCACAUGCUUCUACUAACAAAACUUUUGAGCAGAAUUCUGGAAAAAAUGAUCAGCCUAAUGAUGUUGGCAAAGCGACUGCAACUAAAACCAUUGAUAGCAACACUGUGCCUGCUAUGGUGAUGUCUUCAGCAGCAGCUAACACUCAAAAGGCAACAAAAUAUCAGGGUGCAAAGCCCUAUGUGCCAGUCACAUCCAGGCCACGCCUCCCACGUCCAAAUGUCCCCGCCCCUUCCCUCCCAUUGGACAACAAAUCCCUGCCAACUCGUUCGAACGGCCCAAACACCAUCGCUGUUAGUUCUAGCAGUGGCUUGCCUGCCGAGACUCCGCAUCACAUGACCAGUGGCAAGAGUGCGCCAAAGUCGCCUGCAGCAACAGGACAGGUCAUUGAAACCUCAUUCACCAGUAGCAACCCAAACACCAGGAAAGUGUCCACAAGCGCCAACAAACCAGUCACAGCCAAGACAACAACAAGCACAGUAACAGUCACACGGGCCCCGUCUAAUUCCACUGAUCUAUCGCCGUGGCACGUGUCAUACUCUGGUGACAAUAAGGUGAUCAAGAAAACCACGCUUAUUACAGAACUAUGAAAAAUGGCGUAGCUCUUUGGUCACAACCAGAAGGAACUCGGUUUUAGCCUUGGUUUUUGUCUUUUUAUGAAAUAAAAAGCGGCAUUGGAUUGAUUAUUUGACACAUUUUGAUUUUGCUUAAUGCUUUCUUAAUGCAAAGUUUACUACUCCAGUGGAUGGUGUUUCGUGGAUUUAUUUUGCCAGUGAUUAGGGGGCGUAAUUGCUAUCAAGUUUGUAUGCUGCUGCCGCCUGGUGACCAGAUUAGGGCAAUUAUCUUUGGGCCCCCAAAAAUUGGAAACCUGUGAAUGAUUGAUUUAUUACAUGCUAAGAGGAUGCUGUGCACUUUUAAGAACAUGUCACUCGCUUAUCUAACAUUGCCAUUUUUAUGUAUAUCUUCAAAAGAAAUGGGCAGACAAAGGUUCUUUCAUUGAAGGCAACAGCUGUAUAUUUCACAAUUAAUAGUCGAGGUCAUAUAUGUAGCUUGACAAAUGUUACAGAUUUGUUCCAUUCUAUUUGCAACUGGGCUAUCAUGCUGUAGCAUAUACAAAAUACGUUGUUAUUCAUUUGAUGGAGUCACCCACAUUCAACAUUUGGACAUGCUGAAGAGGAGCUUCAUCUUUUGUCUGAAGAUAUGAAGUCAGUUAUGGAAUAUUACCAGAUAUUUGCAUUUUUAGGAGCAUAGUAACUUUGUUCCAAUGAAUAUUUUACAAAAGGCUGAUUGAAAAAAUAAUCAUUGCAUUUUACUUUGUUUUUCU